AUGGCCAACGUCGCGUUCCACGGAAAAUUGUCAUCCACGCGCGAAUUUCAAGUGGAGAGGGUGUCGUCGUUGUCGUCGCUUCCUCAGAGGCUCCCUAGUACCGUGAAGGCGGCGGCAAGUAGAAAGGAUCAUGCCGCAGAAUCAGCAGGUGCAGCGGGAGAUGCACGCAUCAAUGUGCAGGAGGCAGAGGACUACUACCGCUCCGUCCCCCGCAACGCGCUUUCAAAGGAGGAGAUGCGGCGGCGCAUCGCCUCUGUCAGCGCAGAUAAGGCUGACCGCGUCACCUCCGCGCUGCAGGCCUCGGAGGCUGACUACCUGAAGAUGGAGGAGGAUAUGAAGGAGAGCGACCUUUUUCACUACCGCAUGGGCGAAAUUGCGUAUCCGGCGGCCGGCACCCAGCGGAGCUACUAUGCCAUGUGGCAACUAGCAAUGCCCCUCAACAAUGCGCGCUGGACGAUGUUAGACGUCCUCUCGCAGCACAGCGUCAAGACUACCGGGGCGGGCAUGAAGCUUCUCUUCUGGAAGGAGUCGGUGAACCAAAUCAUGGGGCGGCGACAAAUAGCGGUGGGGCAGUUCACCGACUCCCACCCCGUCCUGCGCCCCUUUGCGGCGGUGGUGGAGCAAAGCCCUCAGAUAACGCGUGCGUUUGUGCGCGGCUUCACCGACGCUCAGCUGCGGGUGCUGCAGCAGCCAGGCAACGUCAAGCAGCUCUUCGACCACUUCGACCGUUACUACGGCUACUUUGUCAAUGCGUUGCUGGAGGUAACCCACGUGAAGGACGAGGGCGCGGCCGAUGUGCUGCAGCACAUGCUCCGCGCCAUCGGCCUCACCCAGCACUGCGUGAUGUUCUGGAAGAAGUAUGCCAACAUCGGUUUAAUGAUGCUGCCGACGGACCUUUGCGCCGACAACCACGUGAACAUUGCGCUGCUUAAGAACAUUUUGCUCGCCGCGCGGGACCGGGCCGUGUGGCGGCUACUAUACGACGUGAUGUGCAUCGCCAAGACUGAGAUGCUGCACACGCAACAUCUGGCCCCAGUGUGCACCCCCACCGCCUGA
Trypanosoma rangeli is the source of this 1056-nucleotide messenger RNA. Its product is annotated as putative phytoene synthase. The record is from RefSeq and is a predicted model, not a curated record. The transcript has a single exon. The coding region runs from base 1 to 1056 and encodes 351 amino acids. NCBI's taxonomy places the organism in Eukaryota, Euglenozoa, Kinetoplastea, Trypanosomatida, Trypanosomatidae.